Molecule: messenger RNA, 756 nt
Organism: Triticum turgidum subsp. durum (durum wheat)
Lineage: Eukaryota; Viridiplantae; Streptophyta; Magnoliopsida; Poales; Poaceae
Source: the annotation of a GenBank genome assembly
AUGCUGAGGCAGGAGGUCCUCUUGGGGGUCUGUCGCAUUGAAAACGACAAAAAACGCAAUGACACGUUCACCAAGCGGCAUGCUAAUUUUUUCAAAAGUGCCAGUAACCUCUCCGCUCUCACGGGCGUGAGGGUUGCUGUCAUCCUAGAGAAGGAAUCGGGAAAGAUGCAUGGUUUUGGGAUGCCGUUAGUGGAACCCAUUGUUGAUUCUUUCCUGUCAGGAGAUCCACUUAUCGAACCGCUUGUCGAUGAACAAGCGAAAGAUAGGAUUGUAUUGCUGCAGAGAGAGGUGACUAGGUUGGACAUGGAGAAUGCAAAGCUAGAUACGAGAGCAAACCUCUCGCUGCAACACAUCAAGAAGAUCCAAGCUCAGAACCCAAGGUUGCCAGCAAAUAAUAUCUUCUCCAAGGGAGAAGAUCUUAGUCUUGAAGACCUAACCAACCUCUUCAAUGCCCUCUUGCGAGUCAAGGAGGUAAUUAGACGACGUCUGCCUCCACUACAACAUGGCCAUGAACCAACAACUGGUGGUCCAAACGUGCGGCAAAACUGGUUGCUACCAAGUGGUCCUUCACAAGAUCACCCACAGAUUCAUCAGACUUCACAAAAACCAUCUUCAUCCCACAAUCUUCCACCUCAGGUGAUGCCUCCAGUUCUAGUACCAUUAACACCACAACGCACUAUGGAACCACAUUUUCCUAUGCAUUUACCACAUAUGUUCUACUCCCCAGUUUACCUCCGUCCUACAAUCAGUUGUUGA